This is a messenger RNA of Odobenus rosmarus divergens (Pacific walrus), 4490 nucleotides long. RefSeq names its product slingshot protein phosphatase 2 (gene SSH2). Lineage: Eukaryota; Metazoa; Chordata; Mammalia; Carnivora; Odobenidae. The coding region runs from base 91 to 4398 and encodes 1435 amino acids. Gene Ontology annotation, molecular function: protein tyrosine/serine/threonine phosphatase activity; actin binding. The transcript is spliced from 16 exons. The record is from RefSeq and is a predicted model, not a curated record. Gene Ontology annotation, cellular component: cytoplasm. Gene Ontology annotation, biological process: negative regulation of actin filament polymerization; actin cytoskeleton organization; protein dephosphorylation.
ACCCCUUUCCCCAUCCCGGCUCCGUCCCCCCCCCCCCCCCCCACAUUCAGGACAAGAAUGCCCUGCCCGGAACAACCUAGAAGCGCCUAGAUGGCUUUGGUUACGGUCCAGCGGUCGCCUACCCCCAGCACCACCUCCAGCCCCUGCGCCUCGAGCUCUCAUUUGGAAGACAGUGAAUCAGCAGUGUUACUUUGCUGUGAAUGUGAAGAAUCAGAUAUCUUUAGUGGUUCCAAUGAGGCAGACAGUGGGGAGGAGGAAUGCCGGUCACAGCCCCGGAGCAUCAGCGAGAGCUUUCUAACUGUCAAAGGUGCUGCCCUUUUUCUACCACGGGGAAAUGGCUCAUCUACACCAAGAAUUAGCCACAGACGCAACAAGCAUGCAGGUGAUCUCCAACAGCAUCUCCAAGCAAUGUUCAUAUUACUCCGCCCAGAAGAUAACAUCAGGCUGGCUGUAAGACUAGAAAGUACUUACCAGAAUAGAACACGCUAUAUGGUAGUGGUUUCAACUAAUGGUAGACAAGACACUGAAGAAAGCAUCGUCCUAGGAAUGGAUUUCUCUUCUAAUGACAGUAGCACUUGUACCAUGGGCUUAGUCCUGCCCCUCUGGAGUGAUACCCUAAUUCAUUUGGAUGGUGAUGGUGGGUUCAGUGUAUCAACGGAUAACAGAGUGCACAUAUUCAAACCUGUAUCUGUACAGGCAAUGUGGUCUGCACUACAGAGUUUACACAAGGCUUGUGAAGUAGCCAGAAUGCAUAACUACUACCCAGGCAGCCUGUUUCUCACCUGGGUGAGUUAUUACGAGAGCCACAUCAACUCAGAUCAGUCGUCAGUCAAUGAAUGGAAUGCUAUGCAGGAUGUGCAGUCCCACCGGCCUGACUCUCCAGCUCUCUUCACAGACAUACCAACUGAACGUGAGCGAACAGAAAGAUUAAUUAAAACCAAAUUAAGGGAGAUAAUGAUGCAGAAGGAUUUGGAGAAUAUCACAUCCAAAGAGAUACGAACUGAGUUGGAAAUGCAAAUGGUGUGCAACCUACGAGAAUUCAAGGAAUUUAUAGAUAAUGAAAUGAUAGUGAUCCUUGGUCAAAUGGAUAGCCCUACCCAGAUAUUUGAGCAUGUAUUCUUGGGCUCAGAAUGGAAUGCCUCUAAUUUAGAGGAUUUACAGAACCGAGGGGUACGGUAUAUCUUGAAUGUCACUCGAGAGAUAGAUAACUUCUUCCCAGGAGUCUUUGAGUAUCAUAACAUCCGAGUAUAUGAUGAAGAGGCAACGGAUCUCCUGGCUUACUGGAAUGACACUUACAAAUUCAUCUCUAAAGCAAAGAAACAUGGCUCUAAAUGCCUUGUGCACUGCAAAAUGGGUGUGAGUCGCUCAGCCUCCACUGUAAUUGCCUACGCAAUGAAGGAGUACGGCUGGAACCUGGACCGGGCCUAUGACUACGUGAAGGAGAGGCGAACAGUGACCAAGCCCAACCCCAGCUUCAUGAGACAACUGGAAGAGUACCAGGGGAUCUUGCUGGCAAGCAAACAGCGGCAUAACAAGCUCUGGAGAUCUCACUCAGAUAGCGACCUCUCAGACCACCAUGAACCCAUCUGCAAACCGGGGCUAGAACUCAACAAGAAGGAGAUCACCACCUCAGCAGACCAGAUUGCCGAGGUGAAGACCAUGGAGAAUCACCCACCCAUACCUCCCGUCUUUGUGGAACAUGUCGUCCCACAAGAUGAAAAUCAGAAGGGCCUGUGUACCAAAGAAAGAAUGAUCUGCUUGGAGUUUACUUCUAGGGAAUUUCAUGCUGGACAGAUUGAAGAUGAAUUAAAUCUAAAUGACAUCAAUGGAUGCUCAUCAGGGUGUUGUCUCAAUGAAUCAAAAUUCCCUCUUGACAACUGCCAUGCAUCCAAAGCCUUAAUCCAACCUGGACAGGCCCCAGAAAUUGCCAACAAGUUCCCAGACUUAACAGUGGAAGAUUUGGAGACAGAUGCUCUGAAAGCAGAUGUGAACGUCCACUUACUGCCUUUGGAAGAAUUAACAUCUCGCCUGAAAGACAUUCCCAUGUCCCCUGAUCCUGAAUCACCAAGCCCCCAACCUAGUUGCCAGGCUGAAGUCUCAGAUUUCAGUACAGAUCGCAUUGAUUUUUUUAGCGCCCUAGAAAAGUUUGUAGAGCUUUCCCAAGAAACCCGGUCCCGAUCUUUUUCCCACUCAAGGAUGGAAGAACUGGGCGGAGGAAGGAGUGAGAGCUGUCGACUCUCAGUGGUAGAAGUAGCCCCUUCCGAAGGGACAGCUGAUGACCAGAGAAGCAGCUCUUUGAGUAAUACUCCCCAUGCAUCUGAGGAAUCUUCAAUAGAUGAGGAACAGUCAAAGGCAAUCUCAGAACUGGUCAGCCCAGACAUCUUCAUGCAGUCUCACUCAGAAAAUGCAAUUUCAGUCAAAGAAAUCGUUACUGAGAUUGAAUCCAUCAGUCAAGGAGUCGGACAGAUUCAACUGAAAGGAGACAUCUUAUCUAACCCAUGUCAUACACCAAAGAAGCACACCAUCCAUGAGCUGCCCCUUGAGAGGGCUCAGGCCCUGGAGAACAAACCUGGAAAUCUGGAGCAGAAUGAGGGUUCCUCCACAGCCCAGCCUGAACUAGCCAAAGACUCAGGGAAGUGGGACCUAGAAGGCUGCUUAACUACACACUCAUCCACCACAGAGUUGGAAGAAGAGGAACCAGCUGAGGAGGAACAAGAGCUCUGGGGCCCAGGAAUGCACCCAGGUGCCAAAUGGUACCCUGGUUCCGUGAGGCGAGCUACCUUGGAGUUUGAAGAGCGCUUGCGACAGGAGCAGGAGCACCAUGGUGCUGCCCCUGGUUGUACCUCAUUGUCCAUUCGCAAGAAUUCCAAGAAUGAUUCUGCUGUGGCAGACCUAGCACCAAAAGGAAAGAGUGAUGAAGCUACCCUUGAACAUUCUUUUGUCCCUAAGGAACCAGAGAUUAGCAAGGGGAAAGGGAAGUGCAGUGGGUCCAAAGCUGGCUCCCUACCCCAUUCUGAGCAAGAUGCCAUUGUUCCAGCACCUGAGCUGCUGGAGUUUCAGGAGCGCCCAGGGUCAGAUACUAGUACAAAGCAGGGAGGAGUCCGGAAGGAGCAGAGGACUGUGGUUUCAUUCCAGGGAUCUGAGACACAGGCAGGCCCUCUUUCCCUUCCCAAAAAGGUGGAAAUCAUUGAGUAUACCCACACAGUUACAUCCCCCAAUCACCCUGGGCCAGAGAGUGGAAGAGCCACGAGUGGGGAGCAAGGACUGCAGAAAGUGAAAGUGGAGGACUCCGUCACCGUCCUCUGUGCACUGGAUGAAAAUCUGAACAGGACUCUGGGCCCCGCCCAGGCUCACCCCAACGUGCUACCUCUGCCUCAUUCCCCUCCUGACCACGACAGUCCCACCAACCUGACCUCCACCCUGAGCAGCCCUGAAGCCUGGGACGACAGCCUGUUGACAGCCCUGGAGACAGGAGGGCCUUUUGUCAGUCACACAACCCACGUCCCAUCUGCCAGCUUGGAUUCCGCAUAUCCGCAGACUGUAGUUCACCUGGAAGGCUUCAGAGAGCAAAGCAGCACCACAGACAAUGAGCCCUCUUCAGAGCAGGAGAGCUGGGAAGAAAGUCAGGAGGGCCCCUUUUCCAGUGGCAAUGAAGUACCGUCCAAGGACCCCCAGUUAACUAGUGAAGACCUAAGCCAACUCACUGACAAUAUUGGGGAGUUACAAGAAAAACUGGACCCAUUACCUGUAGCCUGUCACCUCCCACAUAGCUCUAGUAGUGACAUUAUAAAGGGUCUCAGCCAUAGCCCCAGCGUGGUGAAGGAGCGCACUAAAGAAAUCGAGUCCCGAGCGAUUUGCCAGGGAGGGCUCACCAAACCAUCCCAAAUGAGGCAUUCGGCUGUGCUCGCCAAGUUAGGUUACUUGGACCUCUGUAAAGACUGUUUAUCGGAGAGAGAGCCUGUCUCCUCUGAUACCCCUCAUCUCAAACUGCUUCAGCCCUUCAUCAGAACAGACUCAGGCAUGCAUGCCAUGGAGGCCCAGGAGCCUUCAGAAAACCCAGAUGCCCCCCAGAACCUAGAGCCCACCAAGUAUUUUAUAGAGCAACUGAAAACAACAGAGUGUAUCGCGCAGAGCAAGCCAGUGGAGAAGCCCAUCGUACAGUAUGCCAAAGAAUUUGGUUACAGUCAGCAGUGUUUGCUUCCCAGGGCAGGACCCAGAUUGACUAAUUCUGAAGGAGGCCUUCCUUUGCCACAACCCCAGGGACUGCAGUGUGCAGGCCCAGCUCCAGGGCUGGCUGUGACGCCCCGUCAGCCACACGGCAGAACUCACCCCCUUAGGAGACUAAAAAAAGCAAAUGAUAAAAAACGGACAACCAACCCCUUCUAUAAUACCAUGUGAUUCUGAGCCUACACAUGUGACUUUCUGAAAGAAAUGUUUGUAAAAGGGGCAGGUGUAAUAUGUAAGGAACAUGCACUUUAUUGGUUAAUUUU